Messenger RNA from Chaetomium strumarium, 1933 nucleotides. RefSeq lists its product as uncharacterized. Gene Ontology annotation, cellular component: cytosol. The transcript is spliced from 2 exons. Lineage: Eukaryota; Fungi; Ascomycota; Sordariomycetes; Sordariales; Chaetomiaceae. Gene Ontology annotation, molecular function: polyubiquitin modification-dependent protein binding. Gene Ontology annotation, biological process: ubiquitin-dependent protein catabolic process. The coding region runs from base 243 to 1601 and encodes 452 amino acids. The record is from RefSeq and is a predicted model, not a curated record.
CACCGAGCUCCUUUGCCUUGGCGCUUCCACGCACAUCAUUGCUGUUCCACCAGGACCUGCCCUCCUUCAUCAACAACACAAUAAUUACUUGCCGACAUAAUCGCUAACUUGCAGGGAAGGGGAUUUGUUUUGACAUCUUAACUCGGAGACAAGUGUCCACCGAGCAGCGAACGACAUCGCAGCAAUCUCAACGUCGCGCCGAAAUCGCAUCAGCCCGAACUCAGCUUGCUCCUAUCGCAGUCAUGGCAGACAGCGGCGAUACGGGCGGCGACGCCCAGCUUACCUUCAAAGUGAAGAGUUCCAAUGACAAGGCGCACACAAUCACCAUGGCCGAGUCGGCAACUGUUUUAGAUCUCAAGACAAAGCUGGCGGGAAGCGACUUUGAGGAUACUCCCGUCGAGCGACAGCGGCUGAUCUACUCUGGGCGUAUCAUGAAGGAUUCAGAUGCUUUGAGCGUCUAUAAGAUCAAGCACAUGAAUACCAUCCACAUGGUCAAGAGCGCUCGCAGCAACCCUCCCGCCGCCCCUUCCAGCGCUUCGUCUUCGACACCCACCCCAGCCGCCGUUCCCCAGAACAUGGCCUCCGGUGCAGGUGCCGGCGACCUUCUCGCAGGACUGACGGGCGCGAGGUUUGCCGGUCAUGCCAAUUUACCAAGCGCCGACUUAUUUGGCGCAGAUGGUGGGAUGGGCGCGCCGCCGAAUGAAGACCAGGUUGCCGAGAUGUUGUCAAACCCGGUGGUGGCGCAGACAAUGAAUGAAGCGCUCAACAAUCCCAGUUUCAUCGACUAUAUGCUUCGGUCAAACCCCGCGCUGGCCGCAAUGCCCAAUGCCCGCGAGAUGCUACAAUCCCCACAAUUCAGGGAGCUGAUGACGAACCCGGAGGCCAUCCGCAUGGCAGCACGAAUGCGAAGGGUAUUGCAUGGUGGAGGAGAGGGCUCGGCGUUUCCCGCUCCCGGCGCUACGGACACUACGCCCGCCGGUGCUGCAGCGACCGGAGGUUCCGCAGCGGCGGGUAACAACGGCAAUGACGACCUGUUCGGACAUCUCUUUGGCCCGCCGGGUGCUGGCAAUCCUUUUGCCCCGGGGGCUGCGAAUCCCUUCGCUAGCCUCCUAGGUAUCACUCCACCGGGAGGCCCCUCCAGCGGAGCAACCACGGCGAGCCAGGCACCCGCAACUUCAACCCAAACAACCGCUUCGUCUGAUAACAGAGAAGGUUCCGCUGGCAGCAGCACGGAUACCCAAGGCCAGGCCGGCCAGCCUCUCAACCCCUUUAGCGCGCUGCUCGGGCUCGGUGCAGGACAGCCAGGCGCCCAGAGCUCCAACACCAACAACCCCUUCGGGUGGCCACCAAACAUCCCACCGGAAGCCCUCCGGCAACUCUCGCUGUUGUAUGGACCCGGUGGGGGUUUCCCGGGAGUCGCCCCGGCAGCGGCAGCGGCGCCGGCGCCUCCCGAUAACAGACCACCGGAGGAGCGCUAUGCCGAGCAACUCCGCCAGCUUAACGACAUGGGGUUCUUUGAUUUCGAUAAGAACGUGACGGCCUUGCGUCGCAGCGGCGGCAGUGUUCAAGGCGCUGUCGAAUACCUCCUCUCCAACCCAUGAUUCUGCGAGACAGUGGAGUGCGUUUAAUGGUUGGGACCAAUGCGAUUUGUGUUUGUAUGGGAUCAGCUGUUGAUAAUGAGAUGAAAUCUCAACAGCAUACAGACGAACCAUGAUAUGCGGGGCAUGCUUAUGAACUGGGUUGAGGUUGUGGAAUGAAACCCAUUUAUCAGUGCUUGCGAGCAUCGAAUACUGUUGACCCCGGGGUUUACCUAACGCAUUGUGUAGUAUGUACAUGUACAUCGGAACAGCGAUGCCCUCAAUACACAGUACCUUAAUCAAUUCACUUGUUGAUGACGGCAAACGAGGGUUCAUGAAGUUGAACAUGAAUCGCU